This is a messenger RNA of Haliotis rubra (blacklip abalone), 2288 nucleotides long. RefSeq lists its product as uncharacterized. The transcript has 7 exons. The coding region runs from base 89 to 916 and encodes 275 amino acids. Lineage: Eukaryota; Metazoa; Mollusca; Gastropoda; Lepetellida; Haliotidae. The record is from RefSeq and is a predicted model, not a curated record.
GUUGGCACAGGCCUGGCUGUGAGACAACUCGACGGUUUAUAAGGGUCCGGUGGAAGCAGUACCCGCGGGAGGAGAACACUGCAGGUGGAUGUACCAUGAUGGUGUAAACGUGGGUGGAGCAGCAAUGAGUGACGGUGGGGUGGCAGUUACCCUACCCUCCCGGAUACUCCGCUGUAGGACUGCCGUGGGGGUGCUGGGAGAAGACUGGAAGGAGUUUAGUGCGGUAGACUGGGCGACCGAGAACAGGGUUCGAUUCCGACCUGUGUCAUGCGCCGAUGGUGGUCGGAAACGGUCUCAGCUCAUGCUGACGAAGCUCGAUGGGGGGAGACGCCAUAACCCCCACGCCGGCCUAGCCCGACACAUUGACCAGCUACAUGGAAAGAAGCCGGUGUGCGCUGUCCAGACGCUUUUGAAGGAACCUACCCCCGACAAAACCUUGGCUCCGUCCAUGUACACGACCCAGUUCGAAUACCGGAAACCACCGGAGCCGAGGCUCGUCAUCUUCCGGCGAGACAGAGAGAAGAAAGCCAUUGGAAUAGUGCCCAAAAACAACAUCACAUCUCGGACCGACAUUCGUGAAGAAAUGAUGCUACCAGUAUGCGAGUCGUUAGAGAUGCCCAGCAUGGAGAACCCCCACACCUAUUUCCCAAGGCGGAUGCGGGUCAGGACUCCCUAUCAAGAGGAGGGCGUGUUUUACAGCGAAUCUCAGUGCGCCAAAGUAUGUAGCGCCCCUACCGGCGGGAUGAGGAUCGGCAUCACCAACCUCACGGGCAAAGACUUCACUCGGAGGCGAUUCGUGGCGCCACCUAGAAACACAUUAACUGUCAAAGGGUUCGACGGCGGCCUCCCUCCAACAGACAAUGCAACCUUCCAGUCAGAGAUGAUGCCCUUCAUGAGAGCAAAGACCAUUAUAUGAAUCUCAGGGGUGUUGGGUGGGUGGUAGAGCGUAAAGGGACUUCUUUGUAGUCGUUGACUAAUAAUUACGUUUGUUUUUCAAAAUUUAUAUUUUGUCUCUGUCCGUACGCCCUGACUGUGGCCCUGCUAUUUAAGUGUUCCAUAAGAAUGCGUAUUUGUAACUGAUGCAUGUUCUUGAUAUAUGCGUGAAGUUUACGGCGAGUUGUAACGUACUCAUCUUCGUAACGUAAGUGCGUGUUCAUCGUAUGUGUGUGCUUAAAGUGUGUGCGUAACUGUGUGUUAGUGUGUGUUGGCGCGCGCGUGUUUGUAAGUUGUGCGUACCGUAUGUAUCUUCGUAACGUAUGUGCGUGUUCAACGUAUGUGUGUGCUUAAAGUGUGUGCGUAACGUGUGUGUUAGUGUGUGUUGGCGCGCGGGUGUUUGUAAAUUGUGCGUAACGUAUGUAUCGUUACGUAUGUAUCUUUGUAACGUGUGCCAAAGAUUGUAUCUGUCUGUGCGUGUGCGUGUGCGUGUGCGUGUGCGUACUAGUACGACGUAUAUAUGUGAUAUGUGUAAUUAAACCAAAGGUUUAGGCCCUGACAGGUUCAGGGUGGGCUGGGUCAGAUUGUACAUAUGUAUAUUUUACAUUGUCUUAUUUAUUAUAAUUUAUCUUCAAAUGCAUGGACACCGUCUGUCUGUUUACAAGCGCCUUGAUUUCGUUUGAUGGACAUUGACAGAUGCUCCAGUUGUUUCUGGAGCCAAAAGGAUGAUAACAGUAGUUACUGUUUGUGUUAAUCAAGCUUUUCUAGUGAGUCAUGUCUGCAAAUACGUGUGCGAAUUAACACACCUCUCUGACAGUGUCAACCACGCCACGUGGUCGACUAGAUAGCUUUUCAAAUUCUCCCCCUGAAUGAUUUUCUUCGUAGAAUUAUAAGCACGUGUUUAACUGAAAUAACUGGCAAAAGAUAGUAUACAUCUGUCAAUUUUAUUCCAUAAAAAAAUCGAACGUUAUUCCCGAAACACCUUAACGUAGUGUUCAAACAACUGUGGUGUCCGUUCAGAACACAACCCCCGUAAAUAUCCAUUUGUAUUAAACGGGACACGAUGUUUCCAAAUAUCGCAGCGUGUUUUCAAGUAUUUGCGGGUUUUUUUUCGAAAAAUGACCCCCAAAGUGUCAGAUGUAUACUUUCUUUUGCACGUCAGUUUAGCUCGGAUGGCCCUUUUCAGUUUGCUUCAGUUUAGUCCCAAGGAAACAUGUCUGUACACACUUUCCUGUAUUUGAAUCCUUUCGUUUCGAAACAAGUGUGUUGACUGAGACGUUGUGUUGUGAUAUUCCAAAUCAUUUAGUUCCUUGCAGCUCUGUGCUGUUGAACACAUUAAAGACGAGUCUGUAGUA